Sphaeramia orbicularis (orbiculate cardinalfish) is the source of this 2631-nucleotide messenger RNA. It is a transcript of the gene ctif, whose product is annotated as CBP80/20-dependent translation initiation factor. The transcript has 13 exons. NCBI's taxonomy places the organism in Eukaryota, Metazoa, Chordata, Actinopteri, Kurtiformes, Apogonidae. Gene Ontology annotation, biological process: regulation of translational initiation. Gene Ontology annotation, cellular component: cytosol. The record is from RefSeq and is a predicted model, not a curated record. Gene Ontology annotation, molecular function: translation activator activity; RNA binding; protein binding. Bases 294 to 2348 code for a protein of 684 amino acids.
AUCACACAAAAUACUCACAGGAGAGAGAGACGGCAGAAAAGAGGUGUAAAAACAAAGAGAAAUGGACAGACGUGUUGUAAAUGUGCAUGCAGCGUGACAGCAGAAGUGCUUUUAAACAGGGGAAUUCUGAUGAGCGAAACCUUGCACAUUGGACCCUUUCCAAGCAAAUGGUGCAAAUGUGGAUGUUUGUUGACAGCAGGGAGAUCAUGGCUCUGUUUUGAGACUUGGAAAGGUCACUUUCCUCCUUCCCCUCCCCUCCUCCUCCCCUUCCACCCAUCACGGACCUGGUUGCCAUGGAGAACUCUUCGGUGGCCUCUGCAUCAUCUGAGGCAGGAAGUACACGUUCUCAAGAGAUCGAAGAGCUAGAGCGCUUCAUUGACAGCUACGUGCUGGAGUACCAGGUGCAGGGGCUUCUGGGAGACAAGGGAGAUGGCGACUCGGAACUCGACAACAGUGGCAAGGUUCCACAGUGGACAGAUGACUGCAACGACAAGAAAGAUGGCAGCUGGACUUCGUCACGGGGCAGAGGAUCAUCUAAGCCAGAUGAUUGGGAACAUAGCAGUAAUGGCAGUACAGGCUCCAGACCAAGUUCAGGGUCCAGGCCAGGUUCGGGUUCCCGCUCGGGCAGCAAAGGCCGAAACAACCAGUUCAAAGGCUCCGUCAAGGUACAGAAUGGAAACAGAGAUGGCUCCUUUGACAUCCUGGGGACAGACAUCUGGGCCGCCAACACAAUGGACUCACACGGAGGUGCAGGUUGGGACGUGCAACCGGAGAAGCUGGAUUUCAGCCAUUUCCAUAGGAAACACUUCAGAGGAACACCAAAGCACCUGCCACACAUCGACAGGGAGGGGAUGAACAAAAACAAGUUUGAGGAAGACGAUGGCAUAGACAUGAAUGAAAUAGAGAAGUUCUUACCUCGUCUGCGCUCUGUCUUCCCACCCCUUCCUAAUGAGGCUGAGAUCGCGCACACCAAAAAGCUUUUCCGACGCAGGAGGAAUGACCGACGGAAACAGCAGCGGACUCAGGGAGGAGGAGGUGGAGGUGGCGGCGGCGGAGGAGGAGGAGGGGGGAAGAACCAGCCUCAGCAGAUUCAACAGCAGUCACCACAGCAUCAGAGGGAUCAAACCCAGUCUCCAAUCCAACAGCAGCACAACUCGACAGAACUGGGAGACAACAGGAACAACAACAGCGGUCGACCGCCACGUCAGUACCAAGGAGGGCAUGGGCAACGCCAAGGAGGACCGCCACAUCACGGGUACAGCCAGAACCGGCGUUGGCACCACAGUCAGAAAGGCCAAGGGCACGGACAGACAAACGCCGCGGCCGAUAGAGGAGUACCUCCGAGAACAACCAAAGACAAAGAUAGUGAGAAUGUAAAACUGGGUGACGAGCAGAUCAGGCCACAGGAGCCUCAAGACUGCAGCAGUAAGAGUCCCACUGAAUCACCUAAAUCUGACUCUGCACCCAGUAAAAAUGCCUUCCCAGAUCUGUCGUUUAACAAGGAGUCUCCCAACCCAGCAGGCUGUGGGAGGCCGGGGGAAGGCCAGCCGGAGCAGCCCAAAAUCAGUCUGCUGCAGUCGUCAAAGGAGAGGCUGAGGAGGAGACUAAAGGACAAGGAAGAGGCGCAGGUGGUUGCUCUGGGCUGCGGAUCUCAGAACAUGGACCGACUGGUUGAACUUCUCAAUAGCAUGAGGAGCAACAGCAGCGGGGUGGAGCAGCAGCUGGCCUCCUUCAUGGAGGAGGCGCAGUGCUCGGCACGCUCCGAGGAAACCCUGGCUCAGGUGGUCAGCACCAUCUACUCCAAGGCUGUGUCCGACAGGAGCUUCGCUGCCACGGCCGCCAAGCUGUGCGACAAGAUGGCGCUGUUCAUGGUGGAGGGGACCAAAUUCAGAUCGUUGCUGCUCAACUUGCUGCAGAGGGACUUCUGCCGUCGCGAGGACCUCCAGCAGUCUGACGUGGAGAAGUGGCUAGGUUUCAUCACCUUCUUGUGCGAGGUGUUUGGGACCAUGAGGAGCAGUUCUGGGGAGCCCUUUAGAGUCCUGGUCUGUCCCAUCUACACCUGCCUACGGGAGCUGUUAGAGUCCACAGAUGUUAAAGAAGAUGCAGUCCUGUGCUGUUCAAUGGAGCUCCAGAGCGCGGGGCGUCUCCUGGAAGAGCAGCUGCCGGAGAUGAUGACCGAGCUUCUAGCAGCGGUCAGGGACAAGAUGCUGUGUCCGGCCGAGUCUCAGCUAACCCGAUCUCUGCUCAUGGAGGUCAUCGAGCUGCACGCACAUCGUUGGAGCCCCCUGGAGGCUCUGACCACCCAGUACUACAACCGUACCAUCCAAAAGCUCACCACCACUGCCUAGGUGCCCGCCAACAGGGGGGAGAGGAGACAAGCCCCGGGACUGACGUCAAUAAAUCAAUGAGGCUUUAUUCGCUGACUGAAUGUAGUGAUGCAGUUUGAUGACAAAAGAUGACCACUAGCACAGAAACCAGCCAACAUUUUAUACACUCGACUGUAAAAGUCUACGUCCAACAUGAGGUUUGUUGUUUUAUUAAGGCUGUAAUGAGCAUACAUUUACAUUUUCGCAGUGUCUGUAUCAAGAUACGCCCAGGAUAUACAGGAAAUAUGUAAACAGAAUUUAAAAA